Alligator sinensis (Chinese alligator) is the source of this 1368-nucleotide messenger RNA. Its product is annotated as optineurin-like. Gene Ontology annotation, molecular function: K63-linked polyubiquitin modification-dependent protein binding. The record is from RefSeq and is a predicted model, not a curated record. Gene Ontology annotation, cellular component: Golgi apparatus; cytoplasm; nucleus. The transcript has 4 exons. NCBI's taxonomy places the organism in Eukaryota, Metazoa, Chordata, Crocodylia, Alligatoridae. The coding region runs from base 158 to 511 and encodes 117 amino acids. Gene Ontology annotation, biological process: protein localization to Golgi apparatus; Golgi ribbon formation; regulation of canonical NF-kappaB signal transduction.
CAAUCACUUUUCCUUGCAGUCAGAGAGAGUGGAGAAGGUGGUGGUAGAAGAACUCAAUAAAAAGCUAGAGCUGGCAGAGAAGGCUUUGGCUACAAAACAGCUUCAACUGGAUGAAAUUAAGCAGACCAUUGCUAAGCAAGAGGAAGACCUUGAAACCAUGGCUGUCCUCCGGGCUCAGAUGGAGCUUUAUUGUUCUGACUUCCAUGCUGAGAGGGCAGCGAGAGAGAAGAUUCAUGAGGAGAAGGAGCAGUUGGCUGUCCAGCUGGCAUACCUGCUAAAAGACCAAAGCAACCUUGAAGAUCUUGGCAGAAAUUCUCUGGUGGAAAUGCAAAGUCGGCAUGGAGCAAGAACCUCGCUAGAUCGAGAACGUUUGCCUCAUCUUGUUCGAAGAGGAACUGGUGGUCAAGACUGGCAGCAAUCGAAUAUUCCAAUGCAUUCUUGCCCCAAAUGUGGAGAAAUUCUCCCGGACAUUGACACGCUUCAGAUCCACGUGAUGGACUGCAUCAUCUGAAUGCUGGCCAACAGCUCCUCACAGAGGGGAAUUUUUUCACCUGCCAAGCAAAUAGAUUUUUUUUCUGCUAGAACAGGAUCCAAUUCUAUUCCAAAGAAAGUCUUAUAGGGUAUUUUUCCCCCAUUGGGUUCAGUGAAAGCCUUCACUCUGACCCUUCUUCACACCUCUGGUUGGCUGUUCCUGUUUUAAUUUGCUCUAGGAUGAGACUAUUUAUAGUCUAAAAUGAAUAACUGUUGUAAAGAACUCCAUGUAUAUUUGCAGCAGUGGAAGCCUUAUGUAACCUUCACCUCACAAGCUUCUCAUCCUGAUAGUUGAUAGUCAGUUAUGACUGAGGAAGAUUUAUUGAACCUAGCUGAAUGUAUGCAGUCAAAGGGGAGAUGAAGAUGCACACUUUUUGUAAGUUUGAAAACUAAAGUGGUGAUAAGUUUAACUAGGGAAAACUCAAUCGUGUUGGAGAAGCUUUUAAUAAAAUGAAAUAGUUUUGUAUGACACAUUUGGAACACAUCUUGCUCUUUCUCCAAGUAGCAGUUUUAUUGUGGCGCCUUUAACUGUGUAAAUUUAGUGUAGAAUACUUGAUGAGACAUAUACGUUUCGCUUUGCUUUACUCAGAUAGGAGCAAAGUGCAAGAUAAAUCGGUUGGGCCUGCAAUAUAUAUAUACACUGGUAUAUGUCACUUGGUUUUAUAGAAAAAGUCCUAGUUUAAAAUGUGCAGCUGUAAUGAUUCACUUGAAGUUGUACAGUAGCAUUCAAAAUUAUUUUGCUGAAAAGAGUUGGCACAGCUAUAACCUGACUGGAAGAGACUUAUCUGGCUUUCUCAUUUACAGAACAAAAAAUAAAUCUGUUUCAAAAUACAGAAA